AUGAUACAGGCCACCGUUCUAACAGGAAAUAACACCGAAAUACUCUAUCUCAACGACAAUCAAUUCGGUCCCUUUGAGGCGAGUAAUUAUUACGAGUGGUUCGGUUCGAAUCAGAUCGUUAAAGUGGAUACCGAUUAUUGUCUACAAGUGCAACCAGGAGUGCAUCAGGGAUGUGCAGGGCAAGCAUGGACUUGCGAUGGAUGGAACUAUAUUGGCACAGAGAACUACCGAGGGUAUGACACUUGUACUGAUUCUAGCGACAGAUGGGUGACUAUCGAAUCCGCACAAACAGUCGGAUAUCCAGACGAACCCGUUGUGCUACUGAAAGAACAUAACUCCGGAAUGUGCGCAUACCUUGAUUCUUACCACGACAACGAUGAGGAUGUUUUAUAUCUCGGGCUGCGUGAUUGCGAUGCAACGAACAGGGCUCAACUAGUACUCACAGUACACAACUAA
Molecule: messenger RNA, 456 nt
Organism: Sphaeroforma arctica JP610
Lineage: Eukaryota; Ichthyosporea; Ichthyophonida
Exons: 1
Coding region: 1-456 (151 amino acids)
Source: RefSeq, a predicted model, not a curated record